Molecule: messenger RNA, 3291 nt
Organism: Condylura cristata (star-nosed mole)
Lineage: Eukaryota; Metazoa; Chordata; Mammalia; Eulipotyphla; Talpidae
Gene: IKBKB
Product: inhibitor of kappa light polypeptide gene enhancer in B-cells, kinase beta
Exons: 22
Coding region: 188-2458 (756 amino acids)
Biological process (GO): tumor necrosis factor-mediated signaling pathway; peptidyl-serine phosphorylation; positive regulation of transcription by RNA polymerase II
Cellular component (GO): IkappaB kinase complex; cytoplasm
Molecular function (GO): IkappaB kinase activity; ATP binding; protein binding
Source: RefSeq, a predicted model, not a curated record
GUGAUGUCAGAGCAGGAAGUGUUUGAGGAAGUGGCGCUCGCUGACAAGUUUUAAGAUUCCCCUAUUUUAAUGUCUUCGGGGUGGUGCCCGAGCCCCCGGUUUUGCUGCCCCAACCCCCAAAUCCCCCGCCCCAGGGAGCCGCUCCCCCGCCCCGCGUCCCCGCUGACAGAAUUAGCACAGCAGCAGUAUGAGUUGGUCACCUUCCCUACCAACCCAGACAUGCGGGGCCUGGGAGAUGAAAGAAAGACUUGGGACCGGGGGAUUUGGAAACGUCAUCCGGUGGCACAAUCAGGAAACUGGUGAGCAGAUCGCUAUCAAGCAGUGCCGGCAGGAACUCAGCCCCCGGAACCGUGAGCGCUGGUGUCUGGAGAUCCAGAUCAUGAGAAGACUGAACCACCCUAAUGUGGUGGCCGCCCGGGAUGUCCCUGAGGGGAUGCAGAACCUGGCUCCCAAUGACUUGCCCCUGUUGGCCAUGGAGUACUGCCAAGGAGGAGAUCUCCGAAGGUACUUGAACCAGUUUGAGAACUGCUGUGGCCUGCGGGAAGGAGCCAUUCUCACCUUGCUGAGUGACAUUGCCUCUGCACUUAGAUACCUUCAUGAAAACAGAAUCAUCCAUCGGGAUCUAAAGCCAGAAAACAUUGUCUUGCAGCAGGGAGAGCAAAGAUUAAUACACAAAAUUAUUGACCUAGGAUAUGCCAAGGAACUGGAUCAGGGCAGUCUCUGCACCUCCUUUGUGGGGACUCUGCAGUACCUGGCCCCAGAACUGCUGGAGCAGCAGAAGUACACAGUGACUGUGGACUACUGGAGCUUCGGCACCUUGGCUUUUGAGUGCAUCACAGGCUUCCGGCCGUUCCUCCCAAAUUGGCAGCCUGUGCAGUGGCAUUCCAAAGUCCGACAGAAGAGUGAGAUGGACAUUGUUGUGAGUGAAGACUUGAACGGCACAGUGAAGUUUUCCAGUUCUCUGCCCUACCCCAAUAAUCUUAAUAGUGUCCUGGCACAACGACUUGAGAAAUGGCUGCAGCUGAUGCUGAUGUGGCACCCCCGACAGAGGGGCACUGACCCUGGGUAUGGGCCCAAUGGCUGCUUCAAGGCCCUGGAUGACAUCUUAAAUUUAAAGCUGGUUCAUAUCUUGAAUAUGGUCACUGGCACCAUUCAUACCUACCCAGUGACUGAGGACGAGAGUCUGCAGAGCUUAAAGGCCAGGAUCCAGGAGGACACCGGGAUCCCUGAGGAGGACCAGGAGUUAUUGCAGGAAGCUGGACUGGCUCUGAUCCCUGACAAGCCGGCCAUACAGUGCAUCUCCGAUGGCAAGCUAAAUGAGGGCCGCACGUUGGAUAUGGAUCUCGUUUUUCUCUUUGACAACAGUAAGAUAACAUACGAGACUCAAAUCUCCCCACGACCCCAACCUGAAAGCGUCAGCUGUAUCCUUCAAGAGCCCAAGAGGAACCUCCCUUUCUUCCAGCUGAGGAGAGUGUGGGGCCAGGUCUGGCACAGCAUCCAGACCCUGAAGGAGGACUGCAACCGGCUGCAGCAGGGACAGCGAGCUGCCAUGAUGAAUCUCCUCCGGAAUAACAGCUGCCUCUCCAAAAUGAAGAAUUCCAUGGCUUCCAUGUCUCAGCAGCUCAAGGCCAAGUUGGAUUUCUUUAAAACCAGUAUCCAGAUUGAUCUGGAGAAGUACAGUGAGCAAACUGAGUUUGGGAUCACAUCAGAUAAACUGCUGCUAGCCUGGAGGGAAAUGGAGCAGGUUGUGGAACUCUGUGGGCGGGAGAACGAAGUGAAACAUCUGGUGGAACGGAUGAUGGCCCUGCAGACAGACAUUGUGGACUUGCAGAGGAGCCCAAUGGGGCGGAAGCAGGGGGGGACGCUGGAUGACCUAGAGGAGCAAGCAAGGGAGCUUUACAGAAAACUAAGGGAAAAACCCAGAGACCAACGAAAUGAAGGUGACAGUCAGGAAAUGGUCAGAUUGUUACUUCAGGCAAUCCAAGGCUUUGAGAAGAAAGUACGAGUAAUUUAUACCCAGCUCAGUAAAACUGUGGUUUGCAAGCAGAAAGCUCUGGAAUUGUUGCCCAAGGUGGAAGAGGUAGUGAGUUUAAUGAAUGAAGAUGAGAAGACAGUGGUUCGGCUUCAGGAGAAGCGACAAAAGGAGCUUUGGAAUCUCCUGAAGAUCGCUUGUAGCAAGGUCCGUGGUCCCGUCAGUGGAAGCCCAGACAGCAUGAACGCUUCUCGCCUUAGUAACUCCAGUCAGCUGAUGCCUCAACCUCCCACGGCCCCUGACAGCUUACCUGAGUCAGUCAAGAAAAGUGAAGAACUGGUGGCCGAAGCACAAACUCUCUGUGCUCAGCUUGAAAAUGCAAUUCAAGACACCAUGAAAGAACAGGACCAGAGUUUAAAGUCUCUAGACUGGAGCUGGUUACAGACGGAGGAGAAAGAGCAGAACAGCCUGGAGCAGGCCCCAUGACUGUGGGUGACCCUGACCCCUGGUGGGACUGCCAGCCCCAGCUCUCCACAGAGACCUGCCAUAAGGAUGUCCCCAUGGUCAUCAGCACAAAGGCGGAGAUCUUCUCACUUCCCCAGCAGCUGUAACAGCGCCAUGCAUCUGGGGCAUGGCCCUAUGUGGCCACCAUCUGUCUGAACACUGGAAGUCCUGCACCUCAGAGGCUCAGCAAAUGUUGAUAUCAGGCAUAAGCAUUUAGGGGUGACCAAGCCAGAGCGGCUACUUUCUCUGCUCUAAAAAAGACUCAAGGUACGGUUUGCCCCACAGACUACUAUGCAAAUCUCUAAAGUGACUCUGACAGGACAAAGCCUGGGUGGCACUUGGUGCCUGCCUGUCCUCUCCUGACCCCCAGAGGCCCUGAUCUACCUGUCCUCACAGUGUUUGAUCUGGAUCUGGCUUCUCUAAAACAGACUUUUAAAUCAGACAGUGUCUGGUCUAUUCUCUCUCUUCCUCUUUUCAUUUUACUGCUGCUAAAAUUUUUCUUUUACCUACAACUUUGAUGGUUAUCCUCCUUUUGGCAAGACGGUAGAUGAAUCUGAAGCUCCCCUUGUCUAGUCCUUUCAGCCAUAGGUGAUUCAUCAGCCAGGAUGGAAGUGUAACUUCUCUUCCAUCUUUUAUCCUACCAAAGACUACGUGGGCUGAGUUAUCAUGGAGGAGAGAAGAAAAGUUUGUCUGUCAACCACUCCCUGCUGACCACUGUGCCCUCGCCUCCUGUCCUUGCUGGGACGCAUCUGUGGGGGGUGGUGAGGUGGGAGGAGUUCCUGCCUCUCAUAUCAUCUAGCAGUGUUAUUAAAUUG